Messenger RNA from Oncorhynchus kisutch (coho salmon), 6845 nucleotides. RefSeq names its product high affinity cAMP-specific and IBMX-insensitive 3',5'-cyclic phosphodiesterase 8B. The coding region runs from base 565 to 3174 and encodes 869 amino acids. Gene Ontology annotation, molecular function: 3',5'-cyclic-nucleotide phosphodiesterase activity. The transcript is spliced from 22 exons. Gene Ontology annotation, biological process: signal transduction. The record is from RefSeq and is a predicted model, not a curated record. Lineage: Eukaryota; Metazoa; Chordata; Actinopteri; Salmoniformes; Salmonidae.
GUUCCAGCGAUUUCAUGCGCGUUUGUCUUCUUCCAAUCAAAUAUGAUUUGGAUAGGAUGAGAAGAGUAGCGUCUUUGUUGACAUAUUUUAAGGACAGCCUGGUGGUUACAGAUGGUUACGUUCGCAGGCUGGGCUAUAGCCUAUAGGCUAGAGAAAAUCAUUUCAUCAAUCGACAUUAUUGCGAGUCAUGAUGGAAUUACAUAACGCCUAUAUGCUGCAGUCUAUAAUAACGUAAAUUAUGCUAUUUUCUCACUGAACGACUGAAUGUAAAACGCAGCGGCAGCUGGACAGAUCACAGAGGAAAUCACAUUGAGCUCCCCAUAACGAAUCGAGGAGCCGAGCGCAUUGCAUGAAUUAACAGAGCAGAGGGCUCAGCGUCGAUACUAGAGAGAUGAAGGACCUUUCGUUCUCCCCUUGAUGUGUUCAACCCGCCACUGGGGAGAGACAACCAGGAGCAGCCAAUGCUCGGAGAGAACAGCGGCCGCAGCGCCAGACAUCGGCGAGAGUGAUAACUCAGCGCUGUUUACUGUCAUUUGAGAGCUGGCACCGGACCCGCGGUGAGGCAUGGGCUGCGCUCCCAGCAUCCACGUCUCCCAGAGCGGUGUGAUCUACUGCCGAGACUCGGACGAGUCCAACUCUCCGCACCAAACCACCACUAUCUCGCAGGGCACCGCGGCCACCCUACAUGGGCUGUUUAUCAAGACGGACGCGGCCGAUACCAUCUCAUCCGUCAUCACCUACCAGAGCAGGCACUCCGGAACCAACUCUCAACGAGAGAGAAGAGAGAACAGCCGGGGACACAUCUGCAUCGAGGCUGAGACCCAGACCAGUCACAACAGUGUCAAGGUAUCAGCCACAGAAGAAUGCAUAGGACCUAUGAGACUGACCCAAGAACCUAUUCAGGUCCUGCUGGUGUUUGCGAAGGAGGAUGGUCAAAGCGAUGCCUUCUGGUGGGCGUGUGACCGGGCGGGUUUCAGGUGUAACAUCGCCCGAACGCCUGAGUCCGCCAUCGAGUGUUUCCUGGACAAGAGCCACGAGAUUGUAGUCGUCGAUGGACGCCACUCACGAUACUUUGAGGCAGAAGCUGUCUGUCGGUUGAUUCGUGCCACAAAGCGCUCAGAACACACAGUCAUUCUGGCCGUUGUGCCACAGACGCCUUCAGGUCAGGAGGAGCAGUCUGUUCUUCCUCUCCUCUGCGCUGGACUCAGCAGAAGGUAUGUGGAGAACAGUAGUGUCUCUGCCUGCUAUAAUGAGUUGCUCCAGAUUGAACAUGGAGAGGUGCGCUGCCAGUUCAAACUCAGGGCGUGUAACUCAGUGUUCACUGCUCUGGACCACUGUCAGGAGGCUGUGGAGAUCACCAGUGAAGACCAUGUGAUACAGUAUGUGAACCCGGCAUUUGAGUGUAUGAUGGGUUACCACAAGGGAGAGUUGAUAGGGAAAGAGCUGACGGAACUCCCCAAGAGUGACAAGAACCGAGCAGAUCUUCUAGACACCAUCAACACCUGCAUCAAGAAAGGAAAGGAGUGGCAGGGGAUCUACUACGCCAGGAGGAAGUCGGGUGACAGUAUACAGCAGCAUGUCAAGAUCACGCCUGUGAUUGGCCAGGGAGGAAAGAUCCGCCAUUUUGUGUCCAUCAAGAGGCCCCACAGUGACAACAACAAACAGGUCCAUAAGAUCAACAAAGAGGAAGCUUCCCAGUCAGAGAGCCAUUCCCUGCGUCACAGAGACAGGAGGAAAGAGUCGGUUGAUACCAGGUCAAUCAGCUCACGUGGCAGUGAUGCACCCAGUCUGCAAAACCGCCGGUACUCAUCUGUAGCCAGAAUCCACUCUAUGACCAUAGAGGCCCCCAUCACCAAGGUGAUCAACAUCAUCAACGCGGCCCAGGAGUCCAGUCCGGUGUCCGUAGCAGAGGCGCUGGACCGAGUCCUGGAGAUCCUGAGGACUACAGAGCUCUACUCUCCUCAGCUGGCCUCCAAGGAGGACGACCCACACACCAACGACCUUGUAGGCGGUCUCAUGAGCGACGGCUUACGGAGACUGUCUGGCAACGAGUAUGUCUUCUCCAAAAGUACUUUUCCAAAUUUGAGCCAGAGUCAGCUGGCCAUCCCAGUAACGCUGAAUGACAUCCCUCCGGCCAUCGCUGAGAUGCUGGAUGACGAAGACCAAUGGGAGUUUAACAUCCUGGAGCUGGAAGCUGCCACCUGUAAGAGACCUCUGACCUACCUGGGCUUGAAGAUCUUUGCUCGGUUCGGGGUGUGUGAGUUCCUGAGCUGCAGUGAGGCUACGCUACGCUGCUGGCUCCAGAUCAUAGAGGCUAACUACCACGCCUCCAACUCCUACCACAACUCCACCCACGCCGCUGACGUCCUCCACGCUACAGCCUACUUCCUACGCAAGGAGAAGGUCAAGGGCAGUCUAGAGCAACUGGACGAAGUGGCUGCAUUGAUCGCGGCGACGGUCCAUGACGUGGACCACCCGGGGAGGACCAACAGCUUCCUGUGCAAUGCAGGAAGUGAGCUGGCCAUCCUGUACAAUGACACAGCUGUAUUAGAGAGUCACCACGCCGCCCUCGCCUUCCAACUCACCGUCAGUGACAGCAAGAGCAACAUCUUCAAGAACAUCGACAGGACUCAGUUCCGGACAUUGAGGCAGGCCAUCAUUGACAUGGUGCUGGCCACAGAGAUGACCCGCCAUUUUGAACAUGUCAACAAGUUUGCCAACAGCAUCAACAAACCAAUGGCUGCCAUCGAGGAGUCCAGCUCAAACAGUGAAGGCAGUGACAGCGAGGGCCCAGCCAGUAUGAGGAACAGCCCAGAGAACCGGCUGCUGAUCAAGAGGAUGAUGAUAAAGUGUGCUGACGUGGCCAACCCCUGCAGACCCCUGGAGCUCUGCAUAGAAUGGGCAGGACGCAUCUCAGAGGAGUACUUCGCACAGACUGAUGAGGAGAAGAGACAGGGUCUACCGGUGGUCAUGCCUGUCUUUGACAGGCACACCUGUAGUAUCCCCAAGUCUCAGAUCUCCUUCAUAGACUACUUCAUCACAGACAUGUUUGACGCUUGGGAUGCCUUCGCCAGUCUACCUGGCCUCAUGGAGCACCUGUCAGAGAACUACAAAUACUGGAAGGGUCUGGACGACAUGAAGUGCAAGAGCCUGCGGCCGGCCCCUCCUCCGUGACCCCUCCAUCCCUCCCUCUCUCUCCCCUUAUCCCUCCAUCCCUCCCUCUCAUUGGGCUGGGGGAGACAGCGAAUGUAGCCUGGCGCUGGUAUUAAGCCCAUCCCACAAUGAUUCUACCCAGCUCCACACACAAUGGACUGUAGACCUCAAGAGUCUGUAGACCUCGGAGUCUGCAGCUUGGAGCCCUCAGAAGAGGCCAGGGGACUGACAUACCGGCUGACAAAUGACACCCCAACUCCCCAUAUAGUGCUCUCCUUCUGUGCAGACAUCUUCCCCAUCCCUAGUUAUCGGAUGUUACUUCAAACUGAUUUCAAACAGAGAAUCAUUACGAUGCCCCAUGGCAAAUUUGGCAUGGGGAGGGGGGCUCUGGUCAUAAGUAGUGCACUACAUAGCGAAUAGGGGGACAUUUGAGAAUUGCCCACUGAGACUCUCCAGCCUCUUCAGACCCCUCUGUGGUUCCUCUUGGGCCCCUAAUGUGACUCUACAGCCCUCCUGACAAUCUAUCCCAACCAACCGCACUUUAGCAGCUCAAAAAAACGUGUCACUUUCUCACAUCUUUAAUUUUUUUCCCUGUGAUGUUGUCUGUGUUCUAUAUCCGUUUCUUUUGUCUCAGGCAAGUGUCUGAUGUUGUUUGUCGUACCUCUGAUUUCUGUCCGUCCUUGCUUAGUCCCUACGGUAGUGUGUGGUGAUGUGGGUACCAAAGGUUUGCUGACACAUGAACUACUUCUACUGUACCAGGAAUAAAAGAGGAGAGAGCACAGAACUAAAGUAUGUAGAGAGAAACCUGUUCCCUGAAUCACACACACACACACAGCCAACUUAUAAAACUGUAACUUAGCUCUCCUUGUUCUCUCUCCAGAUGGAAGUAUUAGGUCAUAUUGAGCUCUGAUAAGCCCAGUAAGGCAGAGUAAAACAGAGGUGUGUGUGUGUGUGUGUGUGUGUGUGUGUGUGUGUGUGUGUGUGUGUGUGUGUGUGUGUGUGUGUGUGUGUGUGUGUGUGUGUGUGUGUGUGUGUGUGUGUGUGUGUGUGUGUGUGUGUGUGUGUGUGUGUGUGUGUGUGUGUGUGUGUGUGUGUGUGUGUGUGUGUGUGUGUGUGUGUGUGUGUGUGUGUGUGUGUGUGUGUGUGUGUGUGUGUGUGUGUGUGUGUGUUUGGCAGCAGACCCAGAGCAGUCAGCGGUCUGUGUUCGCUCCAUACCUGGGAGGUUUACAGAGCAGAGUCCAGCUGAACUGACUGCUGUAAUAUCUCUCUCUACGGGGGAAAACCAGAGCUUUGCUCAGAGAGCCAGGCCUCACGGGCAGCUCGCCCACCACCAUGCUCCCCCCCUGGGGCUAGAACCAGCCCUCAAUCUGCCCCCUCUGGAACUCAGCUCCAGACAUGGCUCUUAAAAGAGAACACUGGGGCUUAGUGGGAACAGCAUUAGAACAGUAUUCUAACUCUAUUAGCAACAAGUGGGGGAAAAAACAGCAGUAUAUAUUAAGUACAGUUGAUCUUUACAACUUAGAAGCCACAGCAGUGAAUUAUCUGAGCGACAGUAAGGCUAGUGUACUGUUUUAUGACAGCUUGUAUUGAAGCUAGUCCUAAUUCAUUACUUUAAAUGGGUCAUAAAGCUCCAGUGAAACAGUACAUUCAUUUAAACAUCAACGGCACAUUGAAGUGGACACAUACUGUAGCUAAUUGCAAUCUCCAAAUACGAAGGGAACUAAUUAGCGUUGGCUAAGCAAAAUGCUAUUCCAAAGCACAACUCUGUGAUUUCUAACAUUUCAGUUGUGCUGUGGUGUGCGGUGCAAUAGUAGGAGUGCGUUUCAUUUUCCAACUGCUUUUUGUCCCUCCUGCCUCCCGGUAAUGUGUUGCUGGUCCGUUGUGAAGUAGCAUGGUAGUGUGGUCUGAGCAGAGAGCCGCCUCACAAGAGCCUGAUGAAACCACCAUGGGACAAACAGCAUGAUAUACUCGGCUUGUCCUGGCUCAAAUUACACCCUAUUCCCUAUGUAGUGCCCUACUUUUGGGACAGAUAUUUAUGUGGUGAAAGACUGGCACACUUAGCUCUUGGGGCUUAAACAGUUGCAUCUUAAAUACACUCUAUUGCCUAUAUAGUGCACUGUGUUUCACUACUCUUAUCAAAAGUAGUGCACUAUCAAGGGUAUAUGGGGUUAUUUUAGAUUGACCCUGUCUUUGGAUCCUCUCUGGGAAAAUAGCACUUUCAGCUCCCAGCACACUCUACUGCUACUUGGUUCGGUUUGGUUCAGUUUUCAACUCAGGCUAGACUGCUAUUAAAAUAUGAUUUCAAAUGUCACUAUCAUAAAACAUGCUGUCCAUCCAUUUCUUUCUCUUGUCAUCUAGAAUCACAUUACUGUGUAGUUGUCUCCCUCCAGUGGUUGGCAGUGGGGAAUGCAGUUUCAGUUCAUUUCCUUGUGCAACAGCAGCGGCCAUACAAGACAGGCUUCGUCAGAGGUGUUGUGAAUGGAUGCUUUGAGUUUAAAGUAUGUGUUUGCGUGUGCGUGUGCGUGCAUGUGUGUAAAUUCAACCAACAAAAUCAAAACUGGUGUACGUAUUUAACCAAAGGCACAGGGAUCUUCUUUAAGGUGCCUUACUUUGACCCUCUCCUCUAAAACAGGGUUCAGAGUUCAGGCUUCAAAUGGUUUGUUUGGCUUCAUGUGGUUCGUUUGUGUUCGCGAGCAGCUGAACAAAGACCGGACUAAGCCAUAGAGUACUUAACCUUACUAUUUUAACCUGUAUUUUAUUGUUCCAAAUGGCACCAUAUUCCCUAUGUAGUGACAAAGAAGUGUGCUAUGUGGGAAUAGGGUGUCAUUUGAUACUGGUGAAUACUACAAUUAUUAUGAAGAGAAACUUGUGUUUGAUAAUGACUGUGUGCUAGUUUCAGAACAUGGUCAGACAAACGCCUUAACUCACUCAGUCAAGGCUAUGCUAGAUUCACUGCUAUAGGACACUGUAAAAUACAUAGCUUCUGCUGACGUAAACAACCCACUAUCUAGUCUCCCAUGGACUGUUUUCUAUUGAGCCUGAUCUAUUUUCAAUGAAUUAUGUUUCUGUUUGUUGUCAAGCGAGUUUUGGUCAGAUCUCAUGUCACACCCACAUGCUUGUCAUCCUUUCCUUUCUUUGAACUCUCAAAGACGAACCGUUUCUGCUGUGAGAGCAGGGCGUGGCAUCUACUGUGAUGUCAUUUUAACCCGGCUCUGUCAUUGGUCAGAGACUCUGGGUAUGGAGAACGUGCCAAUCCCUUUAUUUUCUAUUGUUUCCAAGCAGAACAACCAACAGAUAUUCUGCAAGCAUUAAUGUAUAUAAGCUUUAUUUUGUGGUUAUUGGCUGUGAAAAGGCAAACGUAAAAUAUUGUAGAAAUGUUUUAUGUAUUUUUGAAGGACUUGAUGAUUUGAUGCUUUAGUUGUGUAUCAACCCACCGGGCAGAAACUGGUUGCAUCAACGUUGUUUCCACAUCAUCAGAUAGAUUAAAAAAAUAUAUGAUGUUGAAUCAACGUGGAAAACUGAUUGGAUUUGCAAAAAGUCAUCAACGUAAGGGAAUUAUAUUCGGGUUUUUUAAAACUUUUUUUUAACCUAAAUUCAAUGACAUGGUGACAUUUUCUUUUUUUUAAAUGCAUUAUUAUGUUGAAUUCACUACAGUUGACGUCACAAUCAAAGUGUAAAUCCAAACUAGAUGU